Chara braunii is the source of this 1215-nucleotide messenger RNA. The record is from the annotation of a GenBank genome assembly. Lineage: Eukaryota; Viridiplantae; Streptophyta; Charophyceae; Charales; Characeae.
UUACAAUGGAAGGAUGACACGUGUCUAUGGCCGCAAAACACACUUGUCGAGAGAGAGAUUGCACGGUGAUUUGCUCAGUGGUCGGUUGCACGGGUCUUGUGAUUGAUUGGUCCUGAUUGCCAAUCAAUGGCGAGUGGCGAGUGGGAACCGCUGGUGCGUGGGAGUGAGAUCGGUCAUGAGCAAUGUGCCUUUCACGGCAGACACAAAUUGCGUAAACGCUGUUUCGCUGAAAAAUCACAUUGUGAAUGUGCACUGCGGAUUACCGCUGUCGAUUCGAAAGAAGAUUGUAGUUGGGAGUGCGAUGAUGGUGGUGGUGAUUGUGGAGGUGAUUGUGGAGGUGGUGAUGAUGAUGAUGAUGAUGAUGAUGAUGAUGAUAUGGGUGAGAGAAACGGGGAGCAGGACGUGGUGGGAGAGGAGAAAGGAGGGAAAGACUAAUGAUGAUGAUGAUGGUGUGGUGGCGGCUUUGUUGAGGAUGAGGAUGAGGAUGAUGGUUAUGGGGUGGGCAUUGAGGAGAAGAAUGGGUGGGUGGUUGGCGGCAGCGAGGAAGGGCCUUGUGCAGAGGAGGCAAGGGGAAGAGGAAUAGGAGAAAAAGUGAGGAGAAGGAGGAAAGGGGGAUAGAUAGGAGAGUCAGAACGAGUAGAACUGAGGUAAGGAGGAAGGAGGGUGGGGAGGAGUAGAGGAUGAGGAGAAUGAAGAGGAGGAAAAGCAGCGGGGACAGGAGGAAGACGUGGAAAACGAGGCAGACGUAGAGGAGGAAGACGGGGAGGACCAAAAGAGGAAGAAGAGGAAGAAGUCUGAAUACGAAGCUUGAGGAAAAAGAGGAGUAUCAAGGGUAGAAGUAAAAGGAAGAGGAGGAAGGAGGGUGGAAGGAGGAGAGGAGGAGAAGAGGAGGACAAGCGGAAGGACACAGGAAGAAGAGGAAGAAGAGGACGAAGAGGAGGAAGACGAGGAGGAGGAAGAGGAGGAAGAGGAGGAAGAGGAGGAAGAAGAAAUGGAGGCAGAAGUUUGACGAAAUUGAGGAAGAAGAGGAGGAAGGGGGAACACGAGGAGGAAGAAGAAGCAAAGGAGGACCAUUUUACACGGAGGAGGAGAAGAAAGCAUAAUAGGGAGAGGAGGAAGAAGAUUAGGGAGCAAAACAGGCAUUGUAUGCACACGCGCGAAUGGCGUGCGCGAGACUGAAAAAAAUAAAAAACUUAAUGAAAUUCACUCACCGAG